UAGUUAAAUAAAAGAUCAUCAAACUGCUGUCCUGAUAUAUUAAACUUUAUUAGUCUUACAUGGCCUUCCGGACCGGGAUCCCAUCUCGGCUUUUUCGAUGGGCGACCCCUCUCUUUUCCCCUCCUUGGCUUGUUCUGGAGCAUUGCCUGGUUCUGUUUCUCAUCCUUUCACACCCUUCGAUCGGGAUCCCGACACAUCAAACAGCUCGCCGCAGAUGGGAUACCGGCAGCAGCACGAGCACUAGCCGCAGCGAGGGCCGGGGCAGGAGUGAUGGCGGUGGGCGACAGGCCGACGUCGGCGUCGACAGCGCCGCCGGAGGCGAGCACGGCGGAGCAGCUGCCACGUGGACAUCUCCCGGGCGGCUCUCCUCGAUGGGGAUGACGGAGGGCCCCGCUGACGUGUUCCGUCAUAGCUAUGUGGAGCAGUCGGGGUCUCCAACGAUGGCCGCGAUCGAUCUGGAUCCCGACAAGCUGCCAGGUGGCUUCCGCGACUACAGAGGAACGAUGUUUCGCUUCCAGAUGGGCGGCACCGAUGAUGUCGCCCAUGUCGCCCAAGGUCCUGGUACUGGUCCUGGUGCUGGGGAUGAUCAUCAUGAUGGCUUGCCAUCAGAUACUUCAGAGAAAGUUCGGGUCAACUUGAUAACCACAAGGAAGGGAGCCAUGAGGAGCGGGGACCUCCACAACUGCACGCAGUUCGACGUGGUGUUGAAAGGCAGAGUGAGGUUGCUGAUGCUAGACCUCGGAACGAGAGAGGAGAGAGAGGAGGUGUUCGAAGAAGGGGACUACAUAGUCAUCCCCCCUCGAGUCCCACAUCUCUUCCAUUUCUUGGAGGACAACUGCAUGAUAGAAUGGUGGGCGUGCGAAUACAAGGCAUGGUUUUUCCGGCCAUACAGAGAAAGGAUCAAUGCGGUAAACGGACAGUUACGAUCAAAACUCUCACCCAGGAGGGCGGGGAUGGGAGGGGCAACAUAGAUAGCAGAUGUCCGUCUCCCCCCUCUCUCUCUCUCUCUCUCUCUCUCUCUCUCUCUCUCUCUCUCUCUCUCUCAUCUUCGUGAUCGAUAUCACCUCAAAACAUUCUAAGACUUCUACUCUCUCUCUCUCUCUCUCAUCUUGAUGAUCGUUAUCACCUCAAAACAUUCUUGUUCUUCUACGCCUACUACUACCUACUGCUGCUACUCCUCCUACUGCUGCUGCUACUAGUAGUACUGCUGCUACUACCUACUACCGCUACUACUGCUGCGGCUACUAGUAGUACUGCUGCUGCUACUACCUACUACUGCUACUACUGCUGCUGCUACUAGUAGUACUGCUGCUGCUGCUGCUGCUGCUGCUGUGCUGCAAGCGCUCACGCUGCUGCUGCAAUCUGCAGGUGCUCCUUGGCUAAGGGAAAAUGGGAUGAUGGAGGGGCUAAGGACAAGUAUCAUUGCGCGGUCUGACCUUGUGGGUGAAGAUCGACGCUUGACGACCGAG
Chara braunii is the source of this 1469-nucleotide messenger RNA. Lineage: Eukaryota; Viridiplantae; Streptophyta; Charophyceae; Charales; Characeae. The record is from the annotation of a GenBank genome assembly.